Messenger RNA from Sphaeroforma arctica JP610, 1515 nucleotides. RefSeq lists its product as hypothetical. The record is from RefSeq and is a predicted model, not a curated record. Gene Ontology annotation, cellular component: XPC complex; nucleotide-excision repair factor 2 complex; nucleus. Gene Ontology annotation, biological process: mismatch repair; nucleotide-excision repair. NCBI's taxonomy places the organism in Eukaryota, Ichthyosporea, Ichthyophonida. Bases 1 to 1515 code for a protein of 504 amino acids. The transcript has 8 exons. Gene Ontology annotation, molecular function: single-stranded DNA binding; damaged DNA binding.
AUGGCUAUCUCGGCCCAGUCUCUCGACAGAGACCAGUGGGUGAGUGUUUUUGUGGUUAUCUGUCGGUUGGCGGGUUUAAAGACCCGCCUAGUUCAGUCCUUCACACACUUGACACCUGUCAAAGUGCCCAAGAGCGUCAACCAGGCCAUUGACCGGGCAUUCUCAGGCGACGUUGAAGGUCAAGCGGAGACGUCAAGUGGCAAGCGGAGACGCAUGCACACACAGGAAAUACAGGACUCGCAUGCAGAUACAUACACACACACACAAGCAGAUACAAACACACACACAGACACACAGACACAGACGAACACACAAACACAGAGCGGGAGAGAGAGGGGUAUGCACGGUACAGUGGACGACGCACAUGGCACGACCACACCACCGGAUGGACAGGCACAGGCGAAUGGCAGUGGAAAGCAGAGGAUGGUGGUGUCUCUGGCGGAUACAACACGACUCAACGCACGCACUCAACUGCGACUGAAGGGAAAGUGGAAUAAGGACUUGCUAGGCAAUGAAGGGGAGGGCUCUAGCAGCUGUUCUAAUGCCCAGACAGAUACAAAUACAGAUACAUAUACACAUACACAUAUAGAUACAACUGACGCUGCACAUGCGGACAGGGAUAGGCAUACUCGUACGCGUACAGAAACAAACGCAAUGACUAUCGGUACAGAUAUCAAUUCAGAUUCAGCUAGAGCGGGAGAUAUAGAUAGAACAAGUGGGAUAGACUCAAGGUGGGUGUCUACGCGCUCGUCAAUGCGCACGGGAAGGAGUGCUCAGAGGUCAUCUGCGCAGGCUAGCAGGAGUGCGACUAAGAGUGAUACCGAUCUGCCGUCCAUAGACACGUGGGUGGAGGUCUACGUACGCAAUUCCAACGCACGCAACAAGCGCCUGUGGACCACGGUCAACCCGAUUGUUCUAAAUAUAGAACCCAUACCUACCUCGCGACUGCACCAACCGGUGGUGUAUGUGCUGGGGGUGGAUGAGAGUGGGGAGGUGAAGGACGUUACAGAACGGUAUGCAGAGAAAUGGCUCACCGAGACACAACGGCUGCGCCUACCGGAGAGUCUGUGGAGUGGCUAUGUACUGGGACCGUAUUUGCCCAAGAAUGCAAGGGCAGACCAAGAGGAAAACGCGGUCAUGGCAUUAGGACACCAAAAGAAAGGAUGGCCCACCAUCGCUGGAUUCAGGUCACAUCCCCUCUACGCACUCGAGCGUCAUUGUAACAAAAGACAUGUGUAUGUCAUGUACCUGUUAAUGACUCCCAAAUACGGUGGUGUUGUGAUUUUAUCAGAGAACGCCGGAGUACUCAAUGACGCGUGGAUACAACAACGCAUGGAAAAGGAACGUCUCGCAGAAAGCAAACGAGAGCAAACAGUGCUCAACAAAUGGAGACGCAUGUCCCGUUUUCUGUUGAUACGGGACCGUUUGCGUAAAGGGCAGGUCGUACGCGAUGCGGCGCAGGAGAAGUUUACGGCCAAGUUCGCUGUGAGUCUGUCCGAUUCUGAUAGCAAUUAA